This is a messenger RNA of Mirounga angustirostris (Northern elephant seal), 3055 nucleotides long. It is a transcript of the gene NR1D1, whose product is annotated as nuclear receptor subfamily 1 group D member 1. Gene Ontology annotation, molecular function: RNA polymerase II cis-regulatory region sequence-specific DNA binding; zinc ion binding; nuclear receptor activity. The transcript is spliced from 8 exons. Lineage: Eukaryota; Metazoa; Chordata; Mammalia; Carnivora; Phocidae. Gene Ontology annotation, biological process: positive regulation of transcription by RNA polymerase II; negative regulation of transcription by RNA polymerase II; cell differentiation. Bases 1065 to 2924 code for a protein of 619 amino acids. The record is from RefSeq and is a predicted model, not a curated record.
UUCUUUGUCACUGUCUCCUCACUUCCAUAUAUGCCUUAGAACAAGAGGAACUUUGUAAGGGACUGGGGACUCCCUUGGCCCGGGGAUUUGCUAGCAUAAUGGGGACCAUAGGCUGGGAUUUCAAGAGCGAGUUGUUCGUCCUGGGAAUGCGCCCGGAGGCGCCCCACCACCACCUCUCAGAGUCCCAAAGCUCCUUUUAGCCCGAAAGACUCGGAUCCCGGGCAGGAGGUAAUGGAGAGCGGGUACGUGUGGUAAGAUGCACAGUUUUGAGGGACUGGGAGCUUUGGAGCAGAGCCCCAAACGCCCCUACCCUCCCCUCCCCCCUCGCUGCAGCUGUGGCAUGCCUGGCUUUCUCGGAAAGAGGACCCCUCUCCUUCCUCUCCUCCUCCUCCCCUAGUUCCUGCAAGCUCAAGGGAACCCGAGAAGCAUUGGGGCGAUAGGGGCUCCAGGCGGGAGGGACUGGGGGGAAUGGGUCGGAUCUCACUGGGGAAUCCUCAGUGACAGUAGGGAGCGGCACUUGAGGCGCCAGCAGAGUGGUGCCCUGCCCCAGGGAGGACACCCACAGCGACCGGGAGGCCCGGAGGGCUCACAUGGCUGCGGAGUCGGGCCCACGUGCUGCGUUUGUUUUCAUUCAGCAGAAGCCGUGGCCGCCACCCCAUUGGUCGUUGCCUUCCGGCCCCGUUACAUAAUGAGCUCCGCCCCCCCGGGUCGCCCCGGCAACGCGUGUUCCCUUCUCUCCUCCCCUCAGUUGCCCCGGCCCGGCUGGCGUUUGGGGCCCAGCCCAGGACCCGGAGGCCCGGGAGGGGCGGGACGGGGGCGGGGCUGCUGCUCCCGAUUGACGGGAAGGGGAGAGGGCGGGGCCCCGAGUUCCGGGGUUCCUCGUUGGGGAGCCACGUGCAGGAGGCACACGUGGAGUGGGGACGUGAGGCCGGCUGAGGGCCCGGCUCCCGCCCCGCCCCGCCAAGAUCUGGGUGAAGCUGGGCUGACUCACCGCCCCCGCCUGCCUCCUUUUCCUGUCCGCCUGCCUGGGGCCCCCUUUCUCCCCAUCACCGAAGCAGAGUAAGAUGGAGCCAUCCGUGACCUCUCGUGGCCUCAUGUUUACACUCCUCAAUGGUGGUGUCAUCACCUACAUUGGCUCCAGCGGCUCCUCCCCAAGCCGCACCAGCCCUGAGUCUCUCUACAGCGACAGCUCAAAUGGCAGCUUCCAGUCCCUGACUCAAGGCUGCCCUGCCUACUUCCCACCGUCACCCACGGGCUCCCUCACCCAGGACCCAGCUCGCUCCUUUGGGAGCAUUCCACCCAGCUUAAGCGAUGAUGGCUCCCCUUCUUCAUCUUCCUCAUCAUCGUCCUCCUCCUCCUUCUAUAAUGGGAGCCCCCCAGGGGGUCUACAAGUGGCCCUGGAAGAUAGCAGCCGAGUGUCCCCCAGCAAGAGCACCAGCAACAUCACCAAGCUGAAUGGCAUGGUGCUCCUGUGUAAAGUGUGCGGGGACGUGGCCUCGGGCUUCCACUACGGCGUGCAUGCCUGUGAGGGCUGCAAGGGCUUUUUCCGUCGGAGCAUCCAGCAGAACAUCCAGUACAAAAGGUGUCUGAAGAACGAGAAUUGCUCCAUUGUCCGCAUCAAUCGGAACCGCUGCCAACAGUGUCGCUUCAAGAAGUGUCUCUCCGUGGGCAUGUCUCGAGACGCUGUGCGCUUUGGGCGCAUCCCCAAACGAGAGAAGCAGCGGAUGCUUGCCGAGAUGCAGAGCGCCAUGAACCUGGCCAACAACCAGCUGAGCAACCAGUGCCCGUUGGAAACCUCGCCCGCCCAGCACCCGACCCCAGGCCCCAUGGGCCCCUCACCACCUCCCGCUCCGGCCCCCUCACCCUUGGUGGGCUUCUCCCAAUUCCCACAACAGCUGACGCCUCCCAGGUCCCCGAGUCCUGAGCCCACGGUGGAGGAUGUGAUAUCCCAGGUGGCCCGGGCCCACCGAGAAAUCUUCACCUAUGCCCAUGACAAGCUGGGCACCUCACCCGGCAACUUCAAUGCCAACCAUGCGUCCGGCAGCCCUCCGGCCACCACCCCACACUGCUGGGAGAGUCAGGGCUGCCCUCCUGUCCCCAAUGACAACAACGGCAUGGCUGCCCAGCAUCAUAAUGAGGCCCUGAAUGGUUUACGCCAGGCUUCCUCCUCCUACCCUCCCGCCUGGCCCCCUGGCCCUGCCCACCACAGCUGCCAGCAGCCCAACAGCAAUGGGCACCGUCUCUGCCCCACCCACGGGUACCCAGCCCCAGAAGGUGAAGCCCCUGCCAACAGUCCACGGCAGGGCAACUCCAAGAACGUUCUGCUGGCGUGUCCCAUGAACAUGUACCCACACGGACGCAGUGGAAGAACCGUGCAAGAGAUCUGGGAAGAUUUCUCCAUGAGCUUCACACCCGCUGUGCGGGAGGUGGUAGAGUUUGCCAAGCACAUCCCUGGCUUCCGUGAUCUUUCUCAGCAUGACCAGGUCACGUUGCUUAAGGCUGGCACCUUUGAGGUGUUGAUGGUGCGCUUUGCAUCGCUGUUCAACGUGAAGGACCAGACAGUGAUGUUCCUGAGCCGCACCACCUACAGCCUGCAGGAACUCGGAGCCAUGGGCAUGGGGGACCUGCUCAAUGCCAUGUUUGACUUCAGCGAGAAGCUCAACUCCCUGGCGCUUACCGAGGAGGAGCUGGGCCUCUUCACCGCGGUGGUGCUUGUCUCUGCAGACCGCUCGGGCAUGGAGAAUUCCGCUUCGGUGGAGCAGCUCCAGGAGACGCUGCUGCGGGCUCUUCGGGCUCUGGUGCUGAAGAACCGGCCCUCGGAGACUUCCCGCUUCACCAAGCUGCUGCUCAAGCUGCCGGACCUGCGGACCCUGAACAACAUGCAUUCCGAGAAGCUGCUGUCCUUCCGGGUGGACGCCCAGUGACCCGCCCGGCCGGCCUUCUGCCGCUGCCCCCUUGUACAGAAUCGAACUCUGCACUUCUCUCUCCUUUACGAGACGAAAAGGAAAAGCAAACCAGAAUCUUAUUUAUAUUGUUAUAAAAUAUUCCAAGAUGA